AUGAUUAGUCGCCAUGUUAAUCUCAGAAAUCUUAAUGCGGGCGAUGAUUUGCUGGAGGGAUGGAACUUCCUCGACAAGCGGGUGAUUCCUGAGUUUGGAAAGCCGGUCGAAGUCAAGCAUCCCGAUUACAAAAUUCUUAUCGACCGUCACCACGAGAUUUUCAAUGCCUUCUCGGCGGCCACCCACAACGGAAACCAGUUGGGAUAG
Molecule: messenger RNA, 207 nt
Organism: Thermochaetoides thermophila DSM 1495
Lineage: Eukaryota; Fungi; Ascomycota; Sordariomycetes; Sordariales; Chaetomiaceae
Exons: 1
Coding region: 1-207 (68 amino acids)
Source: RefSeq, a predicted model, not a curated record